AUGCAGGCCGAAGCGGGCACAGAUGCCGAUGGCGGCCUAGAGCGCCGCGUCAAGGCAGAAAACACUUGCCGUCCGUGGCAGCACCGGUUCGCCCACGGAAUGAUGGACUGGAUGUCGGAAACCCGCAUCACGGCCCGGGAGCUCGCGAUGCUUAGAGUAAUGGAUUCCAUCACAGACAAGCCCGAGUGGCACGUCAAGAUCUUUGACCAAGACUCUAUAAAUGCAUGGAGGGUCGAGUUCGCCCGCCGAGAGAGAUUGGUCAGCCCAAGGGCGUGGGCGUGGUGCUUGGAUGAGCUGAGGUGGAAGGCGGACCAGCUCCGCUGGACGGGCCAUGUCGUGGUAUAUGACGCCGGAGUGGGUGUGGCAAAGGCUACGGUCUCCUCGGCCACUACCGAGGGACUCAAGAAAGAAGUAGCGGCGUUGAUGAGCGGCGGCGGCGGUGUCCUCCCGGUCGGCAGUCGCGUCAGCUUGGGCGCGCUCUGGGAUCACCUAGGAAAGGGCACCACUUCUGUGAAGGCGCCGCACGAGUUGAAAAAGAUCCUCCACGUGGAAGAAGAUGAGCCGAUGCGCGUGAUUGAGACGUGGCCCUACUACACACCCGGUGCAUUGGUGCCACCGGUUGGCUUUAUGCAAUGGCGGACCACGAGACCGUGGCGCUACUCGAACAAAUUCCAGUGGUUGCCCUGCGAAGCCGAGUUCAUCCAGCCCACCAGGGAGAACGAAGGGGAGAGGGGCAGGAUCCAGGUCCGCAUCACGAGUUACAUCAACGACCUAAGCCCCGGCCCUCACCGCGAGCUCUACCGCCUCGUCGAGGAGAUUGCGUCGUCGGCCGUUGCGGCAUGGAAUGACGUCCUCGUCCACGCCGUCGACCCCGGCCUCCAACCGAUGGGGAAACUAUGGACCAUGGGACCCGGCCGCACCCCGUUGCGCAUCCUCUCGUUUGGCCUCGACACGUGCUUGCCGGUGCCGGCCAGCGGGUACUGCUGGAAGAACGAGGGCCAUUUUUACGUGCAGCUGCGCGCGAUUUCUAAUGGCUGGGAAGAUGCGGAUCCGGAGGAACGCGGCGCAGCGUUGGCCGAGGUUACGGCUCGCAUGCGGGACGCGGAACGGAUCGGGCCCAUGGGGACCGCUCUUCGGUUUCCGUACGAUUACCACGAGGAUAUGUGGGAGGAUCUGGAGCCGUUUAUGCAUCCGGAGCCGGGCACGCUGUUCUCGUUUGAGGAGUGGAAGGAUGGAAGCAAGGCAGGGAAGUAUCGUGGGUAUAAGUGGAGCGCUGAACCGCGGGCCGAACUCGGUCGUAUGCCCCCAUGCGAAGAGAUUCUAGGGCAUCGGGGGAUGGCGGGGAUACAACUACAGCACGACUUCAAGGACACGGGCUUACAACUCUACGUCAGGAUCCAGAGCAUCGAGCUUACCCCGGACGAGCCUCGCUUCGACGGCACGGAUUGGGCUACUGAAGGCAUGCUCAACGAGCGAAUCGUCGCCACGUCCAUCGUCUUUUUCGACAUGGACAACCUAAGCGGCCCAGCAACACUCUCCUUCCGUAUCCCUACCGACUUUGACCAGGCGGUGGACAGGCUGCAGCGGUUCCCCGAGGACGCGCGCAAGUUUGCGAGCGUGUUUGACAUUACCGAGGACCCAGACCUCGAGGAAGUUCACCACAUGCAGGAUCUCGGAUCCGUCUCGAUAUCAACCGAGGGGAGAAUGGUCUCCUUCCCCAGCCCGCUGCACUACCGACUGGGCCCCGUCGCGCUCGGCGACGACGCGUCGCGGCCCGGACGGCUCCGCUAUCUGACUUUGUGCCUGUGCGAUCCCAACGAAAAGGUGAUUUCGACGCGGGACGUGACCCCGCAGAGCUUCGAGUGGUGGCUCGAGGAUACGCGCGUCAGGUCACGCCUCGGGCGGCGAAAGCUUCCCACCGAGCUCGUGCACGAUAUCAUUCGGGAGGCGCGCGGAGAGAUGAUGAGCGAGGAGGAGGGCGCGGGGUAUCGGGCGCAGAUUGCCGGCGAGAGGGCGAGCGUGAUGGCGGAACUUGACCGGCUCUUGUGGCGACACAAUUGGACCGAGUAA
Messenger RNA from Parascedosporium putredinis, 2070 nucleotides. NCBI's taxonomy places the organism in Eukaryota, Fungi, Ascomycota, Sordariomycetes, Microascales, Microascaceae. The record is from the annotation of a GenBank genome assembly.